AUAAUCUUUUGAAUCUCUCUCUCCCACAUGACUGAAUAGUCUUUUCAAAUUCCAUAUCUCAUCCAAUUCAUACCUAUCCGCUCCCCGCCUCCAUCAAAGAAAUCUGCUCUCUCUCCCUCUCCGGCACAGAAAGUAGCCAUGACAAUCAGCAUUCAGUCCUUCCAUCUGACAUACCACUCCUACCAACUCUACGACGUCAACUUCUUCGACGACACCGUCAAAACCCUAGUCACCGACACCCCCUGCAUCGUCGACACCUGGAUCUCCGACAUCGAACGCCUCCACCACCACCGCCUCAACAACCUCAUCGUCGGCCUCGACAUCGAGUGGCGCCCCAACUUCAACAACAACUACAACUCCACCAACCCCGCCGCGCUUCUCCAGCUCUGCGUCGGCCGCAACUGCCUCAUCUUCCAGCUCAUCUUCGCCCCCCACAUGCCCCAGUCCCUCGUGAACUUCCUCGCCGACGAAGAUUACACCUUUGUCGGCGUUGGAAUCGAAAAAGACGUUGAUAAGUUGAGGGAGGAUCAUGGGCUGGAAGUGAGGAACACGGUGGACCUGGGGUGGUUGGCCGCGAGGGAGUUGCGCAACAGGCAGCUUCACAACGCGGGGUUGGUGACAUUGGCGAGGGAGGUUCUGGGGAAGCAGUUUGUGAAGCCUAGGAACGUCACGCUGAGUGAUUGGAACGAUGAUUGGCUCAGUGAGGAUCAGAUUCAGUACGCUUGUGUUGAUGCUUUUGUUUCGUUCGAGAUCGGAAGGAGUUUGGAUGCUGCUAGUGUUUAGCUAAUAAUAAGGUACCCUAAAUGCUUGACCAUGUCUAAGUACCACAUUUUGGAUACUAGGUAAAGUGUCACCAUUCCAUUCGUAGAAUUUGGAUUUCGUGAUGUGGGUUUUGGCUUUUAUUAGGUUGUCUAUAUCUUGUCAUUGAAAGUCCAUGGUCGGUGGUACUAAAUCACCAUUUCAGAGUUCACACUUUACAGUUUAUAUCAUCGUUGGUUUUGGGUUGAAGCUGUUUGAUGGAGGACUUUGGGGGAACUCGAGGGUGUUGUAUCUAUCCGGGGCAUCAAUUUUGGCAACAGAUGGCUCAGAUUUCAUCUCAGUUGUCCAUCCGUUCAUUGUCGAGAUGAAAUCUGAGUCGUCUAUUGCCGAAAUUGGACGGUCCGGAUGAGACAACAAGGUUGGGAUGGUAAAUUGUUUUGCUUGCAUCCGGUUUUCUAUACCCCUAUUCAUGAAUGUCCAUUUUGGGUGGUAUAUUAAGUUAUUUAAACUUUGUGUUUGGGGAACUCUGCAAUGUGUUUUAUUUGGGCAUAUAAUAUGCACUGUACCAGGUUAUGACCCCAAAUAGUUUUGUACUUUUCCUAUAUAUAUCAGAGAUUUGUUCUCAUAUGUUUUGAAGUUAGAGCCUUAGUUGCAAUUCUUGCGAAUGUCAGUGCAUGUUGUUGGAAUAUUAAACUUAAAUUAUUAUUGGUCUAUGUGUGAGUGUGCAAGAGAAAGGGACAAGGCGAGAGAGCUAGCUGGUACAUGUGAGUGGGUUUUGGCUUGUGAUUUGGCUGUGAGACAAAGAGACAAGAUGAUAGUGCAAGAGUGAAGAGAGGGGCCUAGUCCAUCUGUAUUUUUCAGUGAGUUUAAUUGUGAUGGUUGAUUUAUGCAUAAGUAAAUGUGCAUGUUUGUGUGUAAUGGUUUUGGCUCUGUUGGGUAAAUUGAGAAAAGAGAGCAGAGGAGAG
This is a messenger RNA of Rhododendron vialii, 1724 nucleotides long. Its product is annotated as 3'-5' exonuclease-like. The record is from RefSeq and is a predicted model, not a curated record. Gene Ontology annotation, molecular function: nucleic acid binding; 3'-5' exonuclease activity. The coding region runs from base 139 to 783 and encodes 214 amino acids. Gene Ontology annotation, cellular component: nucleus; cytoplasm. The transcript has a single exon. Lineage: Eukaryota; Viridiplantae; Streptophyta; Magnoliopsida; Ericales; Ericaceae. Gene Ontology annotation, biological process: nucleobase-containing compound metabolic process.